Talaromyces proteolyticus is the source of this 1152-nucleotide messenger RNA. Its product is annotated as l-allo-threonine aldolase. The record is from RefSeq and is a predicted model, not a curated record. Bases 1 to 1152 code for a protein of 383 amino acids. Gene Ontology annotation, biological process: L-threonine catabolic process; glycine biosynthetic process. The transcript has 3 exons. Gene Ontology annotation, molecular function: L-allo-threonine aldolase activity. Gene Ontology annotation, cellular component: cytosol. NCBI's taxonomy places the organism in Eukaryota, Fungi, Ascomycota, Eurotiomycetes, Eurotiales, Trichocomaceae.
AUGGCGUCUUCGAUCACAGAUUCUGUUAAUGGGACGAGCCGCAGGACGAACACAUGGCAGGGUCUCGGCGCCGCAGAAUUUGACUUGAGGAGCGAUACUAUGACGAAGCCAACCCUGUCCAUGCUUGAGGCUAUCACGCAGACUAGUCUACUCGAUGACGUGUUUGGCGAAGACUCCACGACGAAUUCUUUGCAAGAAUAUGUGGCACAGCGUACCCACCAUGAAGCCAGUCUCCUAGUUAUGUCCGGGACAAUGGGAAAUCAGAUUGCCAUUCGCACGCAUCUGGCACAACCGCCGUACUCGGUUCUUUGUGAUCAUCGUGCCCAUAUUCUUCAAUAUGAAGCCGGUGGAGUGAGUCUGUGGACAGGUGCUACAGUGUAUGGUAUUGUUCCGGCAAAUGGCCGGUACCUAACUUUGGAGGAUCUCCAAGCAAAAUAUGUUCCUCCAACGAACAUCCACUACUGCCCGACUAGGUUGAUUAGCUUGGAAAACACACUUGGUGGAAUGGUCAUGCCGCUCGGUGAGACUAGGCGCAUUAUCGAAUGGGCGCAUGCGAACAACAUUAAGGUCCAUCUGGAUGGGGCUAGACUAUGGGAGGCUGUUGUGACGGGGGCAGGGAGCUUGGAUGAGUAUGCGCGCCUGUUCGACAGCGUCAGUCUUUGCUUUUCUAAAGGGCUAGGAGCACCUAUCGGCAGCAUUAUCGUCGGAUCGAAGGAGUUUGUUGAACGGGCAAGGUGGUUUCGCAAGUCUAUUGGCGGCGGUACACGUCAGUCGGGAGUAAUCGCCUCCGCCGCCAGGGUAGCCCUUGACGAAACCUUUGGAACUGGCCCUAAUGGAGAAGAUGGUAAACUCCGAGAGACGCAUGUAAAGGCGAAAAGAGUUGCUCAAAUGUGGACGUCCAAGGGUGGGAAGCUGGCUGAUCCCGUGGAAACGAACAUGGUGUGGUUGGACCUUGCAGCCUCGGGUUUGGGAAAUAACGACAUGGGGGAAAUCGGAAAGCAACAGGGACUACAGCUUCUGGGGAACCGGCUCAUAGUUCACUAUCAGGUGUCGGAAGAGGCAUUGCGACGACUGGACAAGGUGUUCAAAAUUGCUCUCUCCGGGGAAUUUAUGCGCAGCAGUGACACGAACAAGCCCUAUGGCAGUAAAUAG